AUGCCUCCAAAGAAACCACUACGAUGCGGGGCGUGUAAGGCAGUUAUAUAUUGUAACAAAGAGUGCAGCAAACACGACUGGAAGUAUGGAACAGGGUUAAGGUUCUCUACUCACAAACAGCUAUGUCCCGACAACAAGAGACACAUGCUACGUCUCCCGGAGACUCAAGCGAUCCUAACUUCCUUUCCUUGGGGCCGCCUCGAAACGGACGGUACCUUCAACAAUAGCAUCGCCCGGGGCCGCUUCGACGUACUUGGUGGCUCCGGAUUCGGUUUUUGGAGUCACAGAGGCGGGCCGAUUCCCCACCAGAACAUGGGCGAGCUCAGAAAAGCUUUGGCCGAAGGCUCGCCCUACAGCGCUAUGCUAAAAUCCGAACUCGGUAAAUUCGACCACCUCGAUGGGAAGGACCUCUUGAGUACGAAGCAUCUCACCGAUUCUGAAGGCUGGAAGUUGCCUGAUAGGCUGAUUCCAUACCGAGAUUUCGCGUCUGUGGGUAAGAAGCCUCAGCUGGUGGAGCGGGAGAUUGAUGGUUGGGACGCGUGGCACGAAUGGCGGAAGCUCCCUAGGGAAUCUCCCGCUGCACUUCUUAUGAGCUUUCCCCUGAGCGCGUAUUGGUUGAUUGUUCAUUGUUUGGAGGUGACUGGUCCUAGUGCAGGGAGUACGGGAAAGCGGGUACCGCUUCUCAUUCAUGCCAUUGGUGCCGAAGUGGAGUUAAAUUAUCUUCCUCUGUUCUCUGAAAUAGCACUCUUGUUGCCGUACCAUGACAUCAAGCUCCUGCUCUUCGGCCAGAGCGUCGAGAAACUCGUCUCAGAGGCGAAGAAAUCCCACCCACAAUCCCUCGUCGCCAAGUCAUCCUCCUCUUCCCCAGUCUUUGCUUAUAAAGCUCCAAAGGAAUGCGGGAGCGGCUCUAUCGAAAUAUUCUUGCACGGGGAUUCACCCACCUCGUCUCCAGACAUAGUAGAUUCCCGCCGCCCUGACGCGAUCAUCGCCUUCAAUGCCGGCCUUGGGUCGUACAAAGAAUGGAUCCCCGUCGUCCAGACGGCGCAUCUAUUGUCGCUUCCUUUUGCUGUCACUAAAUACGCGGAGCUGUCGUGCGAGCAGCAGCGUUCGAUGUUUCCCCGGAUGUUACUUGGGUUUCGUGUGCCUGCGAGGAGGGAAUACGCGAUUGACUUAAACCCAUUCCAGACGCCGGGGCAGCGUGGUAUACCGAUGUACCGCUUGCCCAAUGUGGUGAAUGGGUUUACGCUGGUGGUGUGGAAGUCGGACGGUGAUAUCGAAGCUGGAAGUGAACUUGGAGUUGUGGGGCAAGAGCCUGAGGCCUUAGCGAACACUGGAUAUUAAAUGUGCCAGAGGGAAGACAUUAGAUUCAAAGCUAGAAAUAUGUGAACCCGUCGAAGGUCAGGAAUGAGAUGUAACAAAGAGGGAAGAUGCACCAGUAAGCAGUAUCCUUAAUUACAUG
Guyanagaster necrorhizus is the source of this 1459-nucleotide messenger RNA. RefSeq lists its product as uncharacterized. The transcript is spliced from 4 exons. Lineage: Eukaryota; Fungi; Basidiomycota; Agaricomycetes; Agaricales; Physalacriaceae. Bases 1 to 1341 code for a protein of 446 amino acids. The record is from RefSeq and is a predicted model, not a curated record.